ACUUUUUUUGUAGUUUUCGCUUCCCGGCUCAUCUUUGUGUUGCUUCUUUCGCAUAAUUGCUUUUAUCAUUAUUAAGUAUUAAAAAAAUGUACAUAUACAUAGAAGUGAAAAAACAUUCAGUAUACAUUUUAUCAUUUUAAUACUAUCACUCGAAAGUGAGAACUUUCUGAAAUGUUAUAACAAUUGUUUAAUUAUGUGAACAUUUUUUCUUUUUGUUGUUACAAAACGACAACAACGUUUUAAUUUAAUUUUGCGCAUUUAAAAAGUUUGAGAAAAUGAAAUUUCUAGAAGCAAAACUUGUAACUCUAGGGCGAUAUGGAGUAGGAAAAUCUGCUAUAGUUAAAAGAUAUGUCGAUAAAUCAUUUGAGCCUGCCUACCGACAAACAAUAGGAGCAUGUUUCUUAUGGUGCAAAUUAAAUGUUGAAGAUAUAAAUCUGACAUUACACAUUUGGGAUACUGCAGGAGAAGAAAGAUUCCAAUCGAUAAUGCCAAUGUACUACAGAGCGGCGAAUGCAGCUUUAUUAGUAUUUGAUCUAUCAUCUUAUGAAUCAUUCGUAACUCUAAAACAAAUGCUCAUUAAAUUUGAAAGAAAUUCAGAUGAACAUGUCGUUAGACUUUUGAUUGGCAACAAAUUAGAUUUGAAAGACAAAAGAGAUGUUUCUGAGAAGGAAGCAAGAGAGUUUGCUUCUAAAAUUGAUGCUUCCUACCAUGAAGUAUCAGCUUUAGCAGAUAUAGGAAUCGAUGAGAUUUUUCACAAAGCAUCAUCUGAAUUAGUUAAUCUUAUUAAUCAAAAGAAGGAAACAACCAUGAAAUUUUACGAAUGUAACAAAUUAAUAGAUAACAGUCGCAAACAAGUUUUAAAAUUGCUAAAUGAUUCAAAUGGUAGCAGAAAAACUAAAAAGAAAAAGUGUUCCUGUAAGUAGCUGUACUAUUUUUGAAAUUUUUUAUACGAAAGAUUGGAUAUUUUUACUAUUACCAGAUAUAACUUCCGUUAUUUUUAGGGUUUUGUACAUCGAAGACUUAUCCAGAACCUUUAUAAAAAAAGACGUAAAAAAUAAUAAAACUUCUCCAUUUGAUAUCCUUAGAAAAACUUAAGUUAAUUUGCUUGAUGUACAGAACCCUAGUAGUAUUUUUACUCUAAGACUAUUUGUAAGAUAUUUUUAUAUUUAUAUUUUAUAUUCACUAUUUUCUACGACUAUUUUUAUCAUUUAUUGUUAUGUUUACUCUUGAGUCUCUGGAUUCUAAAACUUGUUUUAAGCUUUAAAAAUUGUUAGAUAUAUAAUUGUGUAUGUUUAUAUAUCGUUUUUUGAAAAUAUUUAGAAAAGUAUUAUGGUUGUACCACCGGAAAAGUAAAACCACACAAUUUUAACUAACAUAUGUAUUGUGGUAAAAUGGUCCUCAGAAUUUUAUAUGCGGUUUUACUGUUCAGCAUGUCCGGUUAUGUUAAAAAUGCAUGUUUCAGUAUUUCCAUAUAAAAAAAAUUAUUGUUAGAAAGAAAAUAUUCUUUUCUUAUUAUUAUAGAAUAGAAAAUUAUAUAAAUCCUAAAAGAUUUUGUAAUUCACGUUUACGAUCGACAAUUUAAAAGAAAAAAUGUUUCUCUACAAAAAUUACUGUUUUGUUCGAAAACAUUCUCAAAAGAAACAUUUUUAGACAAAGUUUACUAUUUUCUUUGUGAAAAACAUAAUUUCUAAUCAUUAAAAAUAAACGUUGUAAACGUCACCGACACGCGACUUUAAAAGAGUCAAUCAAUUAUACAUGAAAUGUGAUAAUUUUUCAACUUUGUCAAUUGUUCAUAAAUUAUUAGAAAGUAAUUAUAAAAAAAAAUUCACAAUAAA
Leptopilina heterotoma is the source of this 1835-nucleotide messenger RNA. Its product is annotated as ras-related protein Rab-22A-like. Lineage: Eukaryota; Metazoa; Arthropoda; Insecta; Hymenoptera; Figitidae. The record is from RefSeq and is a predicted model, not a curated record. Gene Ontology annotation, molecular function: GTP binding; GTPase activity. The transcript has 3 exons. The coding region runs from base 276 to 923 and encodes 215 amino acids.